This is a messenger RNA of Mus musculus (house mouse), 2181 nucleotides long. Its product is annotated as predicted gene, 54215. The transcript has a single exon. Bases 24 to 1673 code for a protein of 549 amino acids. NCBI's taxonomy places the organism in Eukaryota, Metazoa, Chordata, Mammalia, Rodentia, Muridae. The record is from RefSeq and is a predicted model, not a curated record.
UCCUCCUCCAAAACCAGCGCUGAAUGCUGUGUGAAGCACCCAGUGAGGCUAAGACAGUAAAAACUUCCUUGGCAAGGAAGCCCUUUUUACAUCCCACCAGGGACAUCUUCCCAGAGCACGCAGGAAGGCUGCUGGAAUUCCACCUGCAGAAGCAGCUGAUUCACCUCCGCUGGGGGCUGCCCCAGAGGAUCCAGCGCUCCAUGAAUAUGCUGCUCUCCUCAACAGACCCACAGUCCCUGCCCUGUGGCAGCAGUAGCUUACCCAAUGUGAGCAUCUCACAGCCCGGGAAACCAGAGGCCAAUGGGCCUGGUGACAUGUUCUCACUCACAGCGGGCAAAGGGACAAUCCCCAUGCCACACUUGUUUGCCAAGACAAGGGAAAUGUUGAAAAGCCAUGUUGAUUCCAAAUGUGAACAGAUCCGGGAGGGCGAGGUCCCGGCCCAAGUCUGGAAAUCUUGGGAAUGCAAAAUUCCUGGAAGCUUAGCAACAGUGGCUCCCUUCCCUUGGAUUCCACAAGGCCAAUGCAGGAAGUUACAGGCAGAAAGUAAAAGUGACCAGGAGACACAAACCUUAUCUGGUACUCUCUUUGAACACUGUAAGAAGCCCCAAUCCCUGCCUAAGGAAACCAUUAAGAAACUGGAGACAACUUUACAUCAUAAGUAUCUGGCCUUCCUGUCAGGCCUGCCUGCCCUUUACUGUGUAGCUCUCUCUAGGCCUGCAUCCCCAGCAGUCACUAGCCAACCUAGACUCAGAGAGAAGAUGCCCAAAGCUGUCAAAAGCCCAUCAAAUGCUCUGACUCAAAUAACCCCACUUGAGCCCUGCGCUCACGAUGACAGUGGGGUGUCUGCGGACACUGCAGAAGAGUUCCAGCCUGGAGCAGAGGCGGACAGAAGGACAGAGAAGGUGCCUGCAGAGAGUCAGCCUCCCCCAUGCAGACCCUACCCAAUAAACACACAUAUCUUGGCCAAACUGAAUUUCCACCUGAAAAAAAAGAUCCUAGCAAUGCAGUUUGGGAUUUCUGAAAAGGAAAAGAGAGAAUACAAGGAGCUGGGUACAGCCGACCUAGAGAGCGAAUCCAUCCAGGAAUUUCUCAGAAGUCUACACAUGUCAGAGAGCACACUGCUUCAGGAACAGCCUGUCGCAUGCCCAUCUCUGCCAGCCCCAAAUGCAAAAGGGGUCCACCCUAAAAAACAGCCAGCUUCUGCAGUACAGGAUGUGUGUCAGGCGCAAAGGCCUCCUCCUUCCAAAGCAGUGCCCCAUAGUUCUGCCCAGCAGAGCUCCAAGGCCUCGCAAUCCCAAAGGGAUAAGACCCAAGUCUGUGUUGACAUGGAAGCUGGAGGGAAAAGGUUCAACGUAGAGAAAUCCAAAGUCGUGGGGGACCUUGGAGAAGGGGACGCAGGUCUUGGGUUUUCCCUGGUCGGUCAAAAGACACGCCAGGAUGGAGAGCAGGAGAAGAGGCUCCUGCACAGACCACUCCAGGGCUCCUCACAACAGGGUCACACCUUUCAUCUUGAGGAUGCCUGUCCACACAGUCCCCGGGAGUCCCCUGAGCUCCAGUUCCCAGACCCACCUCCAGAAGUCUUCAUGGAGACAGACUCUGAGCAGGACAUGGAAGACAGUCAAAGCGAGGAAUCCAUUGUCCCAGAACCUGAAAUUCUUUUUUCACUCUAUUAACCCCAAGAUGAAGAGCAAAGCACACACGGAGCCAUCCACGGUCUCUACACCUGGAAAGGUGGCCAAAACCAGUAAAGAAAAUGUUGAUAGGGGUCUGCCUCAUGCCAAGAGCCCCACCAAGAAAACUAAGCCAGAGGACUCCAGAGGGCCCAAGGCCCAGUUUUCGUCCUCUGAGAAGUCAGUGAUGGCCUCCUUAUUAACUGCUCCCCAUAUUGUAGACAGUAAGCUCCGGCCUCGCUCCCGGCAGCUUGGCUCUGUCUCAAUAUUAGGCAACUCCCGCCAUUGCCCUCGGCACUGUCCUAGGUUGGCUUAUGCCACUCACCACAGAAACCUACCCUAGCUCCCAGGGUUUACUUCAGAAAUGCUCUUCUGGUAUUGGAGACCGCCCUGCAUGGUGACAGUUUCUAGGCUCCCCAACCUCUGUAUCCCUUUAAGAGCACAGCAUUGUCAUUUUCUUUGAUGAACAGGUAGGGACUGCACUACCCAAAAUGUAUUUUCUAUCUCCGAA